CCAUUUGUUUGCAACUUUGUCAGUGUUUAUUUUACAGAUAAAAUGAGUUUUUGCAUCAUUUACAGACUAAGAAACAGAGAGAUAAGCAACAGACAAUGCACGCGGAAAGAUUUUCAUAUGUUGAGAACUUUGAUAUGCAAGGGUAAUAGAGAAUAUAGAAAAGUAUGCACCAGAAAAUCAAAUAAAGCGUUCUGUUAUGAAAGUGGCAGAUUGUUUAGCAAUAAUUACAGAGAAUGUUAUUAUGGGUAUGGUAUAGAUGGUGGAAACUGUUUGAUGUACAAGAUAUCCGAUCAGAACAACUGUAGCAAACUGGAAGAUGCUCUCAUCUACAAGUUCUACCAUGAGGAGUUUCCAACAAUAGGUAAAGCAUGUCUUAUGGCAUUGAAAACACGACCAGUAGGUGUGAGCCUUGUGCAAUAUGAUCUGAAUACAGGGGAGCUAAUUAAAGAAAUAUUUCUAUCAUGUCGCAUCAAAUUCAGAUAUUUAGACUGGGCAGAGGUGAACAAAAUGUUCUAUAUCAAAUCUAUACGUACUGUAGAAACAAGACUGCAUUUACCUGAAAGGAUAUCAAGCAAUGUUGCAGUUGUGAUGGCAGUUUUCUCAACAUUUCCAUUAAAAUUUGUGGGAAUGUUUGAAGUUGAUAGAAGAAUAUUUGGAGCAGGUGUAACAAAUGCUAUUCUCACGCACGGCAUGUUGAUUAUUAUGUAUGUAAAUGGUCUGGUGAAAUUCUUCAGUUUUGACAGAAUUCUUGAAAAGUUUAAGAACUUUGAACAUUCCCUCGAUGCCUUCACUUCUACAGGAAACAUAGACUGGGCAGAAUUACCAGCAGAUCUUCCUAUUAAUAUAAAGAUAACAGAGAUUCCACCAUUGUUGUUUGAAGUGAGCUGCUGUGAUCAAGAUGUAAAGAUUGGAGGUUUUCCCUGGCAUUACAUCUACUCUCCAAAACGUGCGGCAAACAUAUUUCAAAUUAAAUCUUUAAAGAAUAGUAUUCAGGUUGAAGGAGGAGCAUUAAAAUGUGUUGACAUACAUGCUGAACCUGACUCUUGCUCAUUCCAUAACGAUGAUUCUGGUAGAAUAAUUCAUGUGUCCGGUGGCUGCCUGAAUGUGUUUAAGUUACAUAGUGAAAAAAUGUGUGGGUCUGUAGAGUUACAGACUGUGGCAACUGUAAAUGUCCACAAGCCACAACAAAAGGUUAGAGUAUAUAUGACAUCAUCAGGAAGGAGAGUAAAAAGAAGACAGUCUGAUAAUGAGGUCUCAUUUCACGAUGAUGAUGAUGUAAGUACCAUAUAUACACCAGGAUAUCUUUAUAUAAAACUAUUCCAUGUGAUAGAUUUUGCUUCAAAUAGUAUAUACAUUAUGCCAAAUGUAACAUGUCUGUUCAUGUUAUACUAGUAUUGCUAAAAUUUUACAUGUAAUGUAAUUUUAAUGGAUACAGAGGGCUAUUCAACCCUUGUAAUGAAAUUUGAAGCUACUGGUUUAAGCUGUUAUUUCACAAUGGUUCAGGAUAUUUCUUUAUGAAAUGCAACAAUUUUUUGGACAUAUCUGUAACUUUUUCCUUGCAUGGAAGAGUUACUUAUAGUGUUCCCCAAGGAUCUAUCUUGGAGUUAUUAUUUUUGAUAUAUGUGUGUUGUAUUUAGGCUGUUGUUAAAUAUAAGCUCCUGCUAUAAACAGAUAAUUUGCCAUUCUUAUUGCAGGGAAGAAUAGGUGUUUUAUUGAAAAAGAAAUGAUAGAUGAACUUCAAUCGGUCAUUCUAGGAUUAACUGACAAUAAGUUAUCUCUUCAUUUAGAUAAAAUGGAGAUAAGUUAUUUA
This is a messenger RNA of Ruditapes philippinarum (Manila clam), 1810 nucleotides long. Its product is annotated as DDB1- and CUL4-associated factor 17-like. Gene Ontology annotation, biological process: protein ubiquitination. The record is from RefSeq and is a predicted model, not a curated record. NCBI's taxonomy places the organism in Eukaryota, Metazoa, Mollusca, Bivalvia, Venerida, Veneridae. Bases 43 to 1392 code for a protein of 449 amino acids. Gene Ontology annotation, cellular component: Cul4-RING E3 ubiquitin ligase complex. The transcript has 13 exons.